GAGAGAGCAUUUGUAGCACAAAUAUACACAUUAUUUGGUAGCGUUUGGAGCAUUAGAGAGCAUCCAAACCCAAUGUACGGAUAUAUACGAUACAGAACUACAGUUCCGAUGUAUAUAUAGCCGUUAGAAUGUGUGGCACUGGUAUGCAGUGAAUGGAGAAGUGUGUGAAAAGAUGGUGGAGGACCGCAACUCGUAUAAGAUUGACUUACAAAUCAGAAAUAAAGACGAUAAUGAGAUCUACUAUAAGAGGGAUGGCCAGCGUUUCGAUUCAGAAUAUACACUGAAAUUUCUGGUCGAAACCAAUUAUGAAUACAUAGUGAAUGUGAGACCUUCACUGCCAUUACAAAGUGUGUCAGUGCAGGGGACGGGUGUAUCGGUGACCGACCAGUCUCAAGAGAAUGGCAGCUCAACCUACUCUUUCGGUUGGGACUCAACUAAAGUGGACGCCAACAAGAAGAAGGACAGAACCAAAGUGCAACUGAUGCUGCAAUUCCAGGGCGGCCUCACGUGUGUCAUCCCAUUGCAGGUGAAGUUCUACAACAAGGAGGACACACAGCACCUGACGUGGGGAACACCACUCCAUCACAUCGACUACGAGUGUGUUGUGAAACCGGGACAGACGUACGUGGAUAUCGUGAAAACCAUCUUCAGAUGAAUCGCUGACAGCACACCAGCCGUUGAUUACUCGCAAUGAGUACUCAUUUAUAGCAAAACAACGACUAUAUAUACAAUAUAUAUAUACAGAAUAUAUAUACAGAAUAUAACACAAGAAUAUGUGUGACUAAUGGCAGAGAAAGCGCAUGAAAUUGGUUUGUAAUCGCAAUCCAAUCACUAAUACUUCAAUCUGUCCGUCAAAAUAGCGUUAAUAUUGAAGUAACAGUAUUUGUAAACGUAUUUGAAAUCUAAUUAAUAGUUAGGAUCCGAUUUGUGGCUUCCCUUUAAACAUAAAGACCUUUGGAUCGACUCUCGACAGGAAACCUUUGGACUCAUUUUGUCUCAAAACUGUGAACUCAAACACACUUUUAUAGCUUUCUAUUAUGUAUUUACCAUUUCUUAUAUCAGCGAC
Molecule: messenger RNA, 1066 nt
Organism: Oppiella nova
Lineage: Eukaryota; Metazoa; Arthropoda; Arachnida; Sarcoptiformes; Oppiidae
Source: the annotation of a GenBank genome assembly